Messenger RNA from Cavia porcellus (domestic guinea pig), 3652 nucleotides. RefSeq names its product coiled-coil domain containing 7 (gene Ccdc7). The coding region runs from base 251 to 3652 and encodes 1133 amino acids. The transcript has 37 exons. Lineage: Eukaryota; Metazoa; Chordata; Mammalia; Rodentia; Caviidae. The record is from RefSeq and is a predicted model, not a curated record.
GUGCCGGGCGCGCGCUGGGUGUCGUUGCGGCUACCCUGUGGCGCGAAGGCUGGACCUUUUCUGUCAACACCAAUGCUGGCUUGCGGAGGGCAGAGCCACCUGCCUCCUUCUUCCCUCGAGUCCAGGGAGCUUGGAUCCCAGCUUCCAGAGCACCAGCCUGACCUGCAGGCGUAGCUGCUGCCGCAGCGGAGGACGCAGAGGGAAGAAUUAAAUUUUUCAUCUAUAAUUUGGAAGCUAAGUUAAUAACACAAUGAAGCCAGCAAAGCACUUGCCAAGCUCUAGUAACAACUUGGCAAGUAUUACAGAGUUCAUUUAUAAAAAAGGCCAGCUUAAAUCACCAUCAUCACCUAAAGCAAAAGAAAAACAAGGUGCAAAAUUAGUACAAAAUAAAACUGAACCAAUGACCCUACAGUCUCCACCCACUGCAGAAUCUGUUGUCCGUUAUGCUUUGCCGAUCCCAUCAAUUAAGACAAAUGAAUUAGAUGGAGAAGAUGAAGUAAACAGGAUUAUCAAACAUCUGAAGAUGGUUGUCUCUACUUUGGAAAAUUCCUAUGGAUUUAACUUUGAAAAUGAAGAACUAGUAGUGAAACCUGAACAAGAAGACUUCUCUUUAUCUGUUGGGGAUAAUAUGAAUUCGUUCUUGGUAUGUUGCUCCCAAUUUGCAGCUCAGCUAGAAGAAGCAGCUAAGGAAGAACACCAUAUUUUGGAAUCUCUGUUUAAGUGGUUUCAGGCACAGGUCAAUCAAAUGGAAGAGAUAAGUAAAGAUCAUGAUAUUUUAGAAGAAAAUCUUCCAACAUCUGCUAAAACUGUCAAAGGAAACAUUGCACAAGUAGUAAAGUUAAUUCAAAAACUGCAAACACUAAGAAAUCACCUCAAAGAUGGUUCUAAAUACUCCUUGAAAACUGUGAUGUCUAAGACAAUGAAGGAUGAAGAAAAGCCAUCAAUAAGAAUGGAUAGCUAUGAAUCUGUGGCACAGCAAAUUAAAGAAUUUGUAAAAACCCACUCAACUGAAGAAUCUAUGGAUACUUCUACAACAGAAUCACAAAUUGCUUCUUCAAUGACUAAUCAAGUGAAUGAAAUGUUGAAAAUAUUUGAAAAACAGACAAAUGAGUUGGAGAGAGCUAAGAAUGAUCAAAGUUUGUUAGAGGCUAAAUGCAAACAGAUGCAAAAUGAUUUUGAAUUGCUGUUAGAAGAAAAAUCAGUGAUGGAAAAUGAAUUACAAAAGUGGAAGGAUAUAGAGCAAAAUACACAGAAAACAAAGCCUAUAAAUGAUCAAACAAAGAAAACUGCUAAAACUGCAAAGAAAAAAGGCAAAGAAAAAUCUGAGGAUACAGAAAAAAAGAUAACUGAAGCCCAACAGCUUAAAAUGAAAGAAGAUUUGCUUCAAGUCCAGAAAGUAGCAGAUGACCUGAAAAUUGAGAACAAAGCCCUUCAGGAAAAACUUAAGGAGGCAUUACUGAUCUCUGGCGUUCAAAGUCAAAGACCAAAUGAAGAAAGCUCAGAGAAGAAAAGAUCUAGCCCUGCUAUUUCAGAUCUUUCAGAGACCCUCAAAUCUCAACAAAAAUCAGCUUUAGUGAGUUCAAAUGAAAUUUCAGUUGAUAAAAACGUAUCCCAGAUAUCUCCAUCAGACACCCAGGAUAGUCCAUCAGUAUCAUGGAGCAAAGGAAGUCAAGAUUCAUUCUCCUUUGGAAAAUGGAUUCAGAAGAAAAAAUCAGCUGCAUUGUUGACUGCACUUCCUAUGCUUACUAAAGAUAAAUCAAAGGCUGAUGUAUCAGAAGAGAAAUUACAAAGGAAGACUGAAAAUGAAACGUACCCAACAGCAGAAAAGUUUCAAGUUCUAGGUGAAGAAGCAAACAAAACUCUGCUUGAACAUCAAGAUGCUAUGUCAAAAAAUGGAAUGCAAGUAAGGAAACAAAAAACCUCCAAAGAAGGAAUACAUAGUACUCAAGAUGCAGAACCAGACACAUCUCAUAUGCUUGAACAUCAAGAGGCAGCAUCAAAACUUGAAAUGAAAGUAAAGAAACAAAGUAUUUCUAAAGAAGAAAGACAUAGUACUGAGGAUGAAGAACCAGACAGAAGUCCUGUCCUUGAACAACAAGAUGCAGCAUCAAAACAUGGAAUACAAGUACAGAAACAAGAAGAUUCCAGAGAAAAAAGUCAUAGCAUUCUAGAUGAAGAGGCCAACAAAACUCUCCUUGAACAUCAAGAGGCAGUGUCAAAAAAUGGAAUGCAAGUAAGGAAACAAAAAACCUCCGAAGAAGAAAUACAUAGUACUCAGGAUGAAGAACCAGACACAUCUCCUAUGCUUGAACAUCAAGAUGCAGCAUCAAAACUUGAAAUGAAAGUAAAGAAACAAAGUAUUUCUAAAGAGGAAAGACAUAGUACUGAGGAUGAAGAACCAGACAGAAGUCCUGUCCAUGAACAACAAGAUGCAGCAUCAAAACAUGGAAUACAAGUACAGAAACAAGAAGAUUCCAAAGAAAAAAGUCAUAGCACUGAGGAUGAAAAACCUGACACAACUCCUAUGCUUGAACAGCAAGAUUUGGUGUCACAGCAUGGAACACAAGUAAAGAAACAAAAAAGUUCCAAAGAAAAGCUCCAUAGUACUCAGACUGAAGAAACAGACAAAACUCCAAUGCUUGAACAUCAAGAUGCAGUGUCAAAAACUGGAAUGGAAGUAAAGAAACAAAAAAGGUCCAAAGAGAAAAGAUAUAGUACUCAGGAUGAAGAACCAGACAUAACCUCUACCCUUGAACAUCAAGGUGGAACAUCAAAACCUGGAAUGCAAGUAAAGAAACAAAAAGCUUCCAAAGAAGAAAGACAUAGUACUCCAGAUACACAUGAAGAUCUAGAAUCAGCUGUAGGAUAUGUGGGUCAAAUUCAAACAACUGAAGACGGCCAAGUUGAAGAACUAAAAACUGAAGAUGAAGUGGCCUCUAAACUUCCAGUUACAUUACAAAGCCUUCCAGCAUUGUACCCAACAAUUGAGGACAUAAUAUCUCACUUAGAUUUGGACAAAGUAGUUGAAACCGAUUUAGAACUCUUAAAAGAUGCUUUUGGACAACACUUACAGAAGGAUGAAUUUAAGACACCCUCAUUCUUUUCUCCUGAAACUGAUACAGAUCAGUUCAUAGAGGCAGCUGAAACAGAUAAAUUAAAGAGUGAAUUCAAGAAACAAUUGAAGAAUCGCCCUGCUCCUAACAUAAAACAUUCAACCAGUGCUAAGGUAAGAGGUGUAACAAAGGAGACAGUCAAGCCACAAUUAGAGAAUAAACCAGAGACUGGAACAGAACGCUUCCCAGGUAUUUUUGGAAAAAAUGUAAGGAAAGAGCCAAUGACACAGUUGAAGAGUUAUCCUGAAACUGAUAUAGAACCCUUGACAGAUGUGUUGAGAGGGGGUAUAAAGUUUGAUAGAAUGAAGAUACGACCGAAGAGUCACCUUGAUCCUGGUAUAGUACCCAUGAAAAUUUCUAUUUCAAGACGUAUAAUAAAGGGGCCAGUCAGGCUACAAGUAGAGAGUCAUCCAGAUACUAACAAAGAACCCUUGGCAAUUACUGUUGGUGAAAGUAUAACAAAGGAGCCAGUGAAGACACGAUUAAAGAGUUUUCCAGAUAGAAGCAUUGCACUGUCUUUUAAAAAGCAGAAAUACUGA